AUGACGCGUAUACUCGACGCAAAUCACGAAGUGCAGCAGCUGUUGAACUUCAUCAGCAGUGGUGGAUCGAUCGAAAUCCCAAAGGAGAUACUCCAGUAUCUCAAAGGCAUCAAAGAACUGACGCAGGACCUGAUCAACAACCCGUUGGGACAGGACUGGCAGCGCUACUUCGAGCAAAUCCAUGAAGAGAACCGCGAUCUUAAACAGGACAUUCAUGUGUUGCGAGCUUCGACGACCGCUAAUGAGACCCGGUCAACAGGCGGGAGAGCGCUCUCCUCGGAAAUCAAGGAGAGGGCUGAAAAAGCGCGGGUGCGCGCCGUUAACGCGGCAAGUCCUGUUUUGGCGUCCAUCCAGUUUGUUGCCGCGCGGCAGCUGAAAUCUGGAUACCUUUCUCUAGCAUUGAGGACGGCCAGGGAUGCCGAGACUGCCAGGGUCUAUCGGCAUGGAUGGGCCAAGCAUUUGUGGAAGCAUUUGUGGAAGGACUUGGAGGUGCGGUUGCCAUCUUGGGGCGUUGUGAUUCAUGAUGUUAAUGUUAAAUCACUUGGCAUCAACCGGCCGGAGGAGCUAAAAGGAAGGCAGGAAGCACUGUCGUGGCUGGUGCUUCCGGAGGGCAAGAAAUCGGGCUCUAUGGUCGUCGAAUUCGCAUCGCCACAUUAUGCCAAUAAAUCCCUUGACGCUAAUACCAUCUGGGACUCAUCGAUUCUUGCCACAGGCUUAUAUGACCGGGCUGCACGCAUUCGUCAAUGCCACCGAUGCCAACAAUACGGACACAUAGGACGGGCCAGCUCUGCCAAUUCACCAAAGUGCGUCUAUUGCGCCGGUGAUCACCUCUUUCCUGAUUGCCGGGGUAAGCAAGAUGCCACCCUAAUCGAACGUGCAAGGACUUUUGAGGCGGAGACGGAGAGGGUGCGAGAGUUUGAAACUAAGACGGGGACGAUACUAUCGUAUCCCGGCUCACCUCUCUGUCUCGGAUCCGGCUCCGAGGAUAGCAGGAUCCAGUGUAUCGAACCCGACACCGAGGAAAUCGGCGACCUCUAUGGUAUUAGCACUCGGAGCAAGCAAGCUUCGAGCCAGGGAACCAACCCUGCAAAGAGCAAGCCGAUAAAGCCAGCCGCUAAGAAGCCGGCGAGCACUGCAACCGGAGGUAAUACCACGAGCAUCGCAACCAGGAGCAAUGCUAACCAGCCGACCGAGGCCUCUAUCAUGAGGACCCUAGAUAACGAACAAACACUAGAUAUUGCCGACGGCCUCCUAAUGGAUCUCGAUCUCAACGUAGAAUUCGACAAUCCGGCCAACCAGGCUGGUCUCCACCGGUCGAUCCAUGCACCUCGAUCGGAGCCAGUGAGAACAAGAAGCCGAGCCGCAGCCUCCUCCUAG
Penicillium arizonense is the source of this 1377-nucleotide messenger RNA. RefSeq lists its product as uncharacterized. Lineage: Eukaryota; Fungi; Ascomycota; Eurotiomycetes; Eurotiales; Aspergillaceae. The transcript is spliced from 5 exons. Bases 1 to 1377 code for a protein of 458 amino acids. The record is from RefSeq and is a predicted model, not a curated record.